Messenger RNA from Fragaria vesca subsp. vesca, 552 nucleotides. Its product is annotated as disease resistance response protein 206-like. The record is from RefSeq and is a predicted model, not a curated record. The transcript has a single exon. Bases 1 to 552 code for a protein of 183 amino acids. NCBI's taxonomy places the organism in Eukaryota, Viridiplantae, Streptophyta, Magnoliopsida, Rosales, Rosaceae.
AUGGCAUUAAACUUGGUACCCAAGUUCACUAAUCGAUCCCUACUGUUGGUCCUGGUUCUAUCCAUGACUACAUUUUCCGGCAUAGCCAGUGGCAGUAAAGAGUUCAAAGAAACCAACAUGUCCAUGUACCUUCACGAUUUCAUUUCCGGUCCAAAUGUCACAGACAUACCAGUUGCUGGUGUUGCCGGAAAGCUUUGGACCUUCAGUCAAUUUGGAUCAUUUUAUGUCACUGACAACCCUCUCACAGAAGGACCAAGCCUACACUCCCCAGCAGUAGGCCGAGCCCAAGGUGUUUUUGUGGCUUCAGCACUGGACGGACUUAGUGCCCUUAUUGUGUUUUCAGUUCGGUUCACAAACAAGGAGUACAAUGGCAGCACAAUAGAGAUACAAGGAAAUAGUAUUUUAAUGGAGCCGGUUAGAGAGCUUUCGGUGGUAUCCGGUACCGGGAAGUUCCGGUUUGCUAGAGGGUACGCUACGUGUGAAUUCUAUUCUGUGGACACUCCGGCUGGAUACGCAGUUGUACGAUUGAACAUUACAGUUGAACACAGGUAG